Aspergillus pseudotamarii is the source of this 1602-nucleotide messenger RNA. RefSeq names its product Alpha/Beta hydrolase protein. Gene Ontology annotation, molecular function: serine-type carboxypeptidase activity. The record is from RefSeq and is a predicted model, not a curated record. Lineage: Eukaryota; Fungi; Ascomycota; Eurotiomycetes; Eurotiales; Aspergillaceae. The coding region runs from base 1 to 1602 and encodes 533 amino acids. The transcript is spliced from 4 exons. Gene Ontology annotation, biological process: proteolysis.
AUGUUAUUCAAAAGCAUCGUGUCAACGGCUAUCUUAGCCGCUGCCCUGUGCACCGACAAUGUAUCUGCUGCCAAACAUGGCCGGUUCGGCCAAAAGGCCCGCGAUUCUUUGAACCUCGCUAAGCGAGCUGCGGAACAGCAGAAGUCGUCGUUCAAGACGCCAAUUGAUGACUUCCGGUUUCUAACCAAUAAAACAAAAUCCUACCGAGUCGACCACCUCCCAGAUGUUCCCUUUGAUGUCGGUGAGAUGUACUCAGGAUUGGUCCCCAUCGACAAAGACGACAAGUCGAGGGCUCUUUUCUUCGUCUUCCAGCCUACACUUGGCGAUCCUGUUGACGAGAUCACAAUCUGGCUCAACGGAGGACCCGGAUGUAGCUCUCUUGAGGGUUUCUUUCAGGAAAACGGCCGGUUUACAUGGCAGCCAGGCACGUUUGCGCCUGUCGAGAACCCAUACUCCUGGGUGAAUUUGACAAAUGUGCUCUGGGUCGAGCAGCCGGUUGGUACAGGAUUUGCGAUCGGCAAGCCAAAUGCCACAACCCAGGAAGAAACCGCUGAGGACUUUGUGAGAUUCUUUAAAAAUUUCCAAGAGCUCUUUGGCAUCAAGAACUUCAAGAUCUACGUUACUGGUGAAAGUUACGCUGGGCGUUAUGUUCCAUACAUCUCCGCUGCCAUGCUGGACCGGAACGACACGGAGCACUAUGACCUGAAAGGCGCCCUGGUAUACGACCCCUGUAUCGGCCAACACGACUACGUUCAAGAAGAAGUGCCCGCCGUGCCCUUCGUCCAGCAAAACGCCAACCUCUUCAACUUCAACACCAGCUUCAUGUCGGAACUCGAGAGGCUCCACGACUCAUGCGGCUACAAGGACUAUCUAGACGAAUAUCUCGUCUUCCCUCCCGCUGGCGUGCAGCCCGAAAAGUCCUUCAACUAUACCAGCGACGCCGAUUGUGACGUCUUCGACCUCAUCAGCAACGAAGCCAUGGUCGCCAACUCCUGUUUCGACAUCUACGAGAUCAACCUCAUGUGUCCCCUUGCCUGGGAUGUCCUCGCCAUGCCUACAGCAUUCAACUACCAGCCCGCUGGAGCGACCGUGUACUUCGACCGCCCAGACGUCAAACGUGCCAUGCACGCGCCCCUGAACGUCACUUGGUCGGGCUGUUCAAGCGAGAACGUCUACGUCGGUGGCGACGCCGGCCCCGAGCAAGAGGGAGAUUUAUCUGCGAACCCGAUCGAGCGCGUCCUCCCGCAAGUCAUUGAGGGAACAAACCGCGUUCUGGUUAGCAACGGCGACUAUGACAUGAUCAUCCUCACCAACGGGACAUUGCUUGCCAUCCAGAACAUGACCUGGAACGGACAGCUUGGAUUCCAAUCUGCGCCGGCUACCCCUAUUACCAUCGAUCUGCCUGAUCUUGCGUGGGGAGAGGUGUUCGAGGAGAAUGGCCAGGCGAUGUUGCAGAGCCAGGGCGUUAUGGGUGUGCAACAUUAUGAGCGUGGACUUAUGUGGGCUGAGACUUACCAGUCUGGACAUAUGCAGCCGCAGUACCAGCCGCGGGUGACGUACCGUCAUCUGCAAUGGCUGUUGGGUCGUGUCGAUAAGCUUUGA